AUGUACCCGGGGCUUGUCCAAAGCUUCUUCACCGAUCUGCCUUCAGCUUUCCGGGACGCCUUAGCAACAUGGGCUUGGGUGUCUUACCAGGAACCAUCCGUCGCAGUUCUGAGUGGUUCCUUCAAUCGGUCCGCUUUUGAUGCUCCCUUUGAAAGUACCACGUCAGACCCUACCCUGCAAGAAGUCAAUGACUUCCUCAAUACCACCGAGUUCAUCGCCUACGAUGAAAGGUUCUUCGACAUUAUCGGUCCCGACGCAACUGUGACCCAUGUCCAGAACCUAACCUACCAAACUCACGAAGCGCCAUGCUUCAACCCCAAUACGGAGGAGCUCCUAUUCGUCGAGUGGGGCCCGCCAGGCGGUGAUGACGGCGUGCACACUUGGCAGUACCUGCUCAACACGCGUAACAAUACGCUCCGCAAAAUCACCACCAACCCGCCUACGGUCAACCUUCACGGCUGUGUCUUCUACAAUGACGCCUACUAUGCUGUGACUGAUGGGUCCGCCAACGAGACGGGCGCUCUCGUGAAGAUCGACCCAAUCACCUUCGAGAAGACCGUGCUGCUCAACAACUACUACCAGCAACCCUUUGACGGUUUCAACGACCUCGAAAUCGACCCCGACGGCAACUUUUGGCUCACGGACUCCAAGUCUGGCGCGGGCCGCGACAUCAUCCCCUUCACGCCCCCGACCAACCCCACCGUCUACUUCGUCAACGCCACGACCAUGGCCCCCAAGCCCGUGCACAUCACCACCGGCAACGCCAACGGCGUCGCCGUCGCCCGCUCCCCGCACGACCCCUCCACCCUCGUCCUCUACCUCCCCGACACCGGCGUCUCCGUCUUCAAGCCCGUGUCCUACAAGGACCCGUACGGCGACCGCCGCCUCUUCGCCUACGACGUGUCCCCUUACGGCGGAGGCGUGCUGACGAACCCGCGCAUGCUGAACAACCCCGUCGCCUAUUUCUACGAUGGGAUUAAGGUGUCGAAGGAAGGGUGGAUUUUUGUGGGCGCGGGUGAUGGCGUGGAUGUGAUUAGUCCGACUGACGGAGUCACGCUGGGGACCAUCAGGGUGGGUGGAGGGGCGAAUCUGGCCGUGUCGAUGACCCUUGGAGAGCAUGAAUUGUGGAUUGUGGGGAGGGGAGGGGUGUGGCAUGUGAAGGGCAUUAAGGAGACGUUGGCGAGGGAGUGGUGA
This is a messenger RNA of Lasiodiplodia theobromae, 1194 nucleotides long. RefSeq names its product Six-bladed beta-propeller TolB-like protein. The transcript is spliced from 3 exons. The coding region runs from base 1 to 1194 and encodes 397 amino acids. NCBI's taxonomy places the organism in Eukaryota, Fungi, Ascomycota, Dothideomycetes, Botryosphaeriales, Botryosphaeriaceae. The record is from RefSeq and is a predicted model, not a curated record.